CCCUUUGGGGCACAGACAGAUGGGGAUCAGGAAGCCACAUGAUGAGGGAACUUUGGAGGCUUUGGUCAAUUUAUAGCCUGUGCCUUAAAGGACUCAAGUUAUGGUUUAAAGUUUCUACGAUUUGUCGGAGGAUAUCCACCUACCUUAGUUGGGAUGAAAAUGCUUCCUUUGAGGAUGCUGUGCGGGCCCUCAACACCCUGCAGACCAAUGCUGGCUUCCUCGAACAGAUCAAGCAAGAGCGGGGAGACCCACAGGUCCAGCUGGAAGCCAUGAAGCAUUAUUUAAUGCGAAGUGGGCUGCAGAUAGAGGACUUAGAUCAGCUGAAGAUCAUCCAUGUGACCGGCACCAAAGGGAAGGGCUCUACUUGUGCCUUCACUGAACGUAUUCUCCGUGGCUAUGGCCUAAAAACUGGAUUCUACAGCUCUCCUCAUCUGGUGCAGGUUCGGGAGCGAAUCCGUAUUAAUGGUGACCCCAUCAGCCCUGAGCUCUUCACCAAAUACUUCUGGCGGCUCUACAAUCGGCUGGAGCAGACUAAGGAUGGCAGUUGUGUCAGUAUGCCCCCUUACUUCCGCUUCCUUACCAUCAUGGCCUUCCAUGUGUUCCUCCAAGAGAAGGUGGACCUAGCAGUGGUGGAGGUGGGCAUUGGUGGUGCUUAUGACUGUACCAACAUUGUCAGGAAGCCAGUGGUCUGUGGGAUAUCGUCUCUGGGCAUAGACCAUGUCAACAUCUUGGGUGACACUAUUGAGAAGAUUGCAUGGCAGAAGGGGGGCAUCUUUAAGCCUGGUGUCCCAGCUUUCACUGUGUCCCAGCCAGACUCCCCCCUGGAGGUUCUGAAAGACCGAGCCCGAAAGCUCAUGUGUCCGCUGUACCUGUGCCCCCCACUGGAGGCCUUUGAGGAAGAAGCACAGCCACUGCACCUGGGGCUGGCAGGCGAUCACCAGCGGAGCAAUGCUGCUCUGGCUCUGCAGCUGGCCCGGUGCUGGCUGCAACGACAGGGCCACAAGGGUAUUGGGGAGCUGAAGGCAACCAGGCUGACCUCCCGGCGAGCCCUGCCCCUGGCUCCUGUAUUCCAUCCCACCCUGCCCAUGAAGCAGGGGCUGCAGGACACAGAAUGGCAAGGCCGGACGCAGAUGUUGAGACGAGGCGCCCUCACCUGGUACUUGGAUGGGGCUCACACCACCAGCAGCAUUCAGGCUGGGGUGCGGUGGUUCCGCCGCGCAGUGCUCAACCAAGAGAAGCUUAACAAUGGCCCUGAGGUUCGGGUUUUGCUCUUCAAUGCCACUGGAGAACGAGACACAGCAGCUCUACUCAAACUGCUGCAGCCAUGCCAGUUUGACUAUGCUGUCUUCUGCCCCAAUCUGACUGAAAUGUCUCCUGUGGGAAAUGCAGACCAGCAGAACUUCACGGUCACCCUGGACCACAUGCUGACACGAUGUCUGGAGAACCAGAAACAGUGGAACCAGCUGGCAGAGGAGAAGGCAGGCAUGGACCCCUGGUUGGCCCAGGCCCCAGAACCCAGCAGUGGACCCUUGCAUGGGCCUCUUCUCCUGGUUCCUUCAGCUCCCCGGCCUCUCAACGCCAACUCUCUGGUCUUCAGCUGCAUCUCCCAUGCCCUGCAGUGGAUCAGUCAGGGCCGGGACCCCCACUUUCAGCCUCCCAGCCCUCCCCAGGGGCUUCACUCCCACCCUGUGGCCAGCAGUGGGGCUGUCCUCCUCAAGGAAGCCUCCUCCAUCCAGGUUCUGGUCACUGGCAGUCUUCACCUGGUGGGUGGUGUCUUAAAGCUCCUCGAUCCCACAUUGUCCCAGUAGUGGGGCCGGAGCUCAUUCCUGGAGGGGAGCAGUUCCCUCUGCCUGUGGCCUUUUCAUUUCCAUUCCUUCUCUCUUCCCUAUCUUCCCCAAACUCUUCCACGUCUGACAGGUGCCUUUUUUCCUUCUGCUUCUGAACUUUCCAUGCCAUGUAAGGCUUCCUGCUUUGAAGGAGGUGAGGUGUGGGGUGGGGAGGUGGGAAUGGGGUGAGAGAAGGCCUCUUCUUUUGUUACCUCCCUCAGAAGGGAACUGUGUGUGCUAGAUUUCUCUUCCUGGGAGGCCAGGAGGGGCUCAGCUGGGCCAGGCUGUUUCUCCAGUCUCAGAUGGGUACAGCUUAUCUCACCAGAGUAAGACUGAUCAGGAUUCCUGGGUCUCAGUCCCAACCCAGCCUUCCACUGACAAACUGUGCUGACUUGUGCAAGUCCCCUUGAGGCAACCCACUCUGUGCCUCAGUUAUCCUGUCACUGGAAAAUGGGAGGAGGCGUACCCCCCUCCACCACUGCUGUUACAAUCCUCUCCCCCAGUCCUGCCCUGAAGGGCACCCAGACUCUGACACCCCCCAGCCCCCGCCUGGGUGUCCUCGGGAGCCCGGAAGCUGUGGAGCCGGAGGCCUUCCUGGCCCGGGCCCAGUACAUUGUGUGAGCAGGCUGGCUGGAGGCCCAGGGCCCUGCUGCUUGAUAGAUUUCCUCCUCCCAGAGGGUUCUGGGAAAGCUGAGGGCCCUGACCCUGGGUGGGGUUUGGUCCUAAGGAGGGGGCAGAGCAGAGUCAUGGAGUACAAGAUGAUAGUAAGUUAAAGCUUUUUUAAUUAAAAAACUUUUUGUUUCCCAAGAGA
Molecule: messenger RNA, 2637 nt
Organism: Vombatus ursinus (common wombat)
Lineage: Eukaryota; Metazoa; Chordata; Mammalia; Diprotodontia; Vombatidae
Gene: FPGS
Product: folylpolyglutamate synthase
Exons: 15
Coding region: 39-1808 (589 amino acids)
Biological process (GO): tetrahydrofolylpolyglutamate biosynthetic process
Cellular component (GO): cytoplasm; mitochondrion; cytosol
Molecular function (GO): ATP binding; tetrahydrofolylpolyglutamate synthase activity
Source: RefSeq, a predicted model, not a curated record